Messenger RNA from Alexandromys fortis (reed vole), 1278 nucleotides. RefSeq names its product heat shock protein family A (Hsp70) member 6 (gene Hspa6). The record is from RefSeq and is a predicted model, not a curated record. Gene Ontology annotation, molecular function: ATP-dependent protein folding chaperone; ubiquitin protein ligase binding; ATP binding. Lineage: Eukaryota; Metazoa; Chordata; Mammalia; Rodentia; Cricetidae. Gene Ontology annotation, cellular component: vesicle; cytoplasm; cytosol.
AUGGAUGGGGGCCAGGCACUCUGCACUCCGCCUCUCCGGAUCCCUGGAUCCGAUUCUUCUGCGGCAGUCAGCGCGGCCGGUUGUGUCUGGGGAAGUGGCACCUUGAAGAUCAACUUCUUGUUCGAAGAUGUAGGCUUCUGCACCUUCAUUACUCGUGCCCACUUUGAGGAACUGUGUUCAGACCUUUUCUGUACUCCCCUGGAGCCCGUGGAAAUGACCCCGAGCGAUGCCAAGCUGACCAAGGCCCAAACCCAUGAGGUCACCCCGGUGGGUGGUUCUACCCGCAUCUCUAAGAUGGAGGAACGUCUAUAAGACUUCUUCAACGUCCAGGAGCUGAACAAGAACCGGCCUGAUGAGGCCGUGGCCCCUGGGGCUGCUGUGUUGGUGGUUGUGUUGAUGGAAGACAAAUGUGAGAAGGUGCAGGAUCUCCUCCUGCUGGAUGCUGUUCCCUUGUUUGACUCUGGGGUUGGAGACGGUGAGAUGAUGACCACAUUAAUCCCACGGAGUGACACCAUCCCUGCCAAACAGACCCAAGCUUACUCUGCCCACCAGCCUGGGGUCCUGAUCCAGGUGAAUGAGGGUGAGAGGGCUGUGACAAAGAGCAGCAACCUGUUCCGUAGCAUUCCUCCUGCUCCACGUGGAGUUCCCCAGAUCGAAGUGAAUGUUGACAUAGAUGCCAAUGGUAUCCUAAGUACUUCUGCCACCGACAGGAGUACAGGCAAGGCUAACAAGAUCACCAUCACCCACGACAAGGGCCAGCUCAGCAAGGAGGAAGUACAGAGGAUGGUUCAUGAGUCUGAACAACACAAGGCUGAGAGUGAGGUUCAGAGGGACAGAAAGGCUGCGGAAAACUUUCUGGAAGUUCGUGUCUUCCACGUAAAGAGUUGCUUGCAGGGAGAUAGCCGUAAGGAAGAGAGUCCAGAAAGGCAAGACAAGUGUCAGGAAAUCCUGGCCUGGGUAGAGCACAACCAGGUGGCAGGCAAAGAGAGGACACUAGCGCAGAGCUGCUGCCCCAUCUUCCGUAGGCUUUAUGCGCUGUCUGGUGUUCCUAGGGGUGACAGUACUGGGCCUCAAGCUUGCCAGGAGAGACCUAGUACUGACCCCAUCAUUGAGGAAGUUGAUCGAUUGACCUCCCAUGAUAAGUCAUCUGUGUCUGUAAGGGCUGGACUUACGGGUCUUCUAGACUUUUCUAUAAUCCCACUUUGUAACUUCGUAGAAUUUCAGAUUCGCAUAGGCCUCCGUAUCCGAGAGGCUCAUACAGCAGGAGUGAGUUCUUGA